AGUUUCAUCGAAUCUUAUAAUCAUCUCUUCAAACCAAAAAAAAGAAAGAGAAUGGAAAGCAAAAGAAUGACCAUAAUGUUCAUUACACUAAUGAUAGUGAUGAUAAUUGGGAACUUUGUGGUUCAAGCAGAAGCUCAAGCGCAAACUUAUCCUUUUAGAAGCUGUUUCCCGGGUUGUAUUGUGAGUUGUGCCAUCGAGAAGAAGUUUCCAACUGGUUUGAUGUGUCCAUUCACUUGCUUCAUGACUUGUCUUCCUCCUCCAACAUCAAAUACUCCUUCUCCUACGUCACAAAUGAUUUUGGCAAACGAAAUCGAUCAUACUGAUUAUUUCUGUAAACUUGGUUGUGCUAGUCAUCGUUGUCUUGCUCUUUCUUCUCUCCAAAAUCCAAAUGUAGACAAAGUUGUGGAUUGUGUGGAUUCAUGUUCAAACAGGUGCUCCGGCAAGAACUAG
Molecule: messenger RNA, 450 nt
Organism: Brassica oleracea var. oleracea
Lineage: Eukaryota; Viridiplantae; Streptophyta; Magnoliopsida; Brassicales; Brassicaceae
Product: thionin-like protein 2
Exons: 2
Coding region: 52-450 (132 amino acids)
Source: RefSeq, a predicted model, not a curated record